UUCCACUUGUGUGAACCGUCCCACCAUUCACGAGAUCUGCAGCCGCAGGGAAGAUGUAGGGAAGUUAGCGGCGAAAAGCCAUAAAAGGGGAAGCAUGCGCCCCCUCUCUUCUGAUCGAAGCUUUCUUCGUCAACUCUUCCCCUUCUCUCCUUUCGAAAAUGGUCUCUCUUCGCUUCACCCUUGCUACCGUCGUCUUUGCGGCCAUGGUCUCGGCCAUGCCCGCCGCCGUCGAGAAGCGUCUGGCAGCCGCCCCCUCCCCUACGAUCCCUCCGGGAUUCAAUGACACGGGCUCUGGAUGCUUCGACGCUGGAGACUGCUUCGCCUACCAGUAUCCUGACUUUGCCGCCCAGUGCAUCUCGGGCAAGUGCUACGUUCCCAUCAGCCGUUCGAACCCCUACAACCUGCCUACGCUCCCUGCCGGUGGCGCGCCCUCCUCGUCGGCCCCCAAGGCUGCCGCCACGGCCAUGUAGAUGUCACUUGCUUGAAGUCACCCUCCGUCCUCAGUUUGAAUCAAAACGCUUCGCAAGCCU
Messenger RNA from Acaromyces ingoldii, 530 nucleotides. RefSeq lists its product as hypothetical. The transcript is spliced from 3 exons. Lineage: Eukaryota; Fungi; Basidiomycota; Exobasidiomycetes; Exobasidiales; Cryptobasidiaceae. The coding region runs from base 159 to 470 and encodes 103 amino acids. The record is from RefSeq and is a predicted model, not a curated record.